GACCAGCAAUGGGAAGAGUACAGUGAUCAACGCCAUGCUCAGAGACCGGGUUCUGCCCAGCGGCAUUGGCCACACCACCAACUGCUUCCUGAGUGUGGAGGGAACAGACGGAGAGGAGGCCUUUCUGACCACUGAGGCGUCCAAUGAGAGGCGGAGUGUAUCUACGGUGAACCAGCUGGCUCAUGCUCUUCAUAUGGAUCCAGCCCUGGACUCUGGGAGUCUGGUCCAGGUGUUCUGGCCGAAGAGUCGUUGCAGUUUGCUGAGGAACGACUUGGUGCUCCUGGACAGGAUGUGCAGCAGAACUGCUGGUGGUGCACUGGCUGAAGGGUUCCAUGAGAGGCUGAGAGAGUUCCACAGGUUUGAGAGGACCUUUGAGGAAUUCAUCUCUCAGUCAGCAAUCCGGACAAAGUUCGAGCAGCACACGGUCAGAGCGCUGCAGAUAACCGAGGACAUCAAGGCCAUCAUGGACGCCAUCAACAUCGCCUCUGCAGACAGGAAGAUCUGCUGCCUGGAGGAACGGGAGGAGCAGCGGGACCGAUUGGACUUUGUCCGAGGACAGAUGAACCGUCUGAGCGACAGCAUCAAGGACAGGAUCAAAUCUCUGACCGAUGAUGUCACUGCUAAGGUCAACUCGGCGCUGUCAGAUCAAAUUCGCUUACUUCCAGUUCUGGUGGAGGAGUUCAGAGCCGACUUUAGUCCAACUACAGACACUCUGGAGCUCUACAAAAUGAAGCUGGUGCAGCAUGUGGAUGACCGGUUGGUGGGCUGUUUGUCUCACUGCUGCUCCAUCAGMAUCCUCAGAGACGUCAGCGAGGUUCAGAGACACAUGAUUGACAGCGUCCGUCCUCUAUUGUCUCUUUCCGUCCAGCAGCAGCUCUCUGCUCCAUCCUCCUCCUUUCAGAUGACCUAUGACCUGGGCCUCCAUGCUGUCUGUGCAGACUUCAAGGAGAACAUCAACUUCCAGUUCUCUCUGGGCUGGACCGCCCUAGUGACCCGCUUCAUUGGAGCUGCUAACGCCCGGCAGGCGCUGAGCGGCGAGCACAGCCUGAAGGAUGGGUCCACCUUCAAAGACAAGAUGGUCAUUUCCAUAGCAACACGUCUGGUCUCCAUCUCCUCCAGAGCAUCCAUGGCUGUGCUGGUGAUCGGUGGAGUGGUGUGGCGUUCAGUGGGGAUACGUGUCAUUGCGCUCUCUGUCUCGCUCUACGGUCUCCUCUACCUGUACGAGAGGCUCACCUGGACUGACGCCAGCAGGGAGCGAGCUCUGAAGCAGCAGUUUGUGGAACACGCCACCCACCGCCUGAGAGCCAUCAUCCCCAUCACAGGCUCCAAAUGUAGCCAGCAGGUCUUCAAGGAGCUGUUGUCGACCUUCAGCCGGCUGGCUCAGAGAGUGGACCUGAGCGAAGCGGAACUGGAGGGGACCAUCCGCCAGCUGAGCUUCAGGAUCCAGAAACUGGAGAACAUCCAGAGGAAGUCCAAGAACUUCAGGAACAGAGCCAUGGAGCUGGAGGCUCAGCUGGAGGCCUUUUCUGCUCAGUACCUGCAGGAAAACUGAAGAAGAAAAAUGUUGCAUUCAAGGGCCUCCGGGUCAGACAAAGCUUUCACUGGUUUCCAGUUGUAUCACUGAGUUGUCACGACAACAGAAGAUGGUGGGAGUCUGUGAUGUCAUCAGGUUUUUAACUUCCUGAAUCAGCUACUGGAGCGAGAUGAUCAGCAACCAGCUGAUGAUCAAAGAUCAAUUGAUCCUAUUUAAAGUGGACAUAUGAUGCUUUUCACGUUAACAUCAUUCAGUUUGAGUUSGAUGCUUUGGUCAGAAUUCCCCCUUAAGACUCAAAAUAUUGGGGUGUACUCUGUACAGUCCGUGAGCCACGCGGACUCCGUGCAUAUUGUCCAUGGACGUUUGAGACUUCAUACUCGAGCGUACUGAUCACCUGACAAUUCCUUAAUUUUUCACAAUUUUAGUCACAGCAUCAAGGAUGAGGAAGAAAUGGUGUGCAUUUUAGCCUUAAAACAACAAAAACAGAACUUUAUAUUCMUUCAUUGAUGUAAAGUUUUUAUGUUCUAAUCUUCUCUGUCAAACACUCUACAAACUGAAUCCAUUUAGUCCACAAAUGACAGAUUCUCAACUUUAUCUGCUUGGUGUCUCAACCAAAACUGCUCAAUGUGAACUCGCCGGACAGUUUAUUGUGUGACAACACAAAAAACUGAUCUCUGUGUGGACUUGUACGGUGAACGUCCGCCUCGAGCCCAACUCGAGUCUGCAUCGAGUCUGCCUCGAGUCUACCUCAAGUCUGUCUCGAGUCUGCCUUGAGUCUGCCCCGAGUCUACCUUGAGUCUGCCUUGAGUCUGCCUCAAGUCUGCCCCGAGUCUACCUUGAGUCUGCCUUGAGUCUGCCUCGGGUCUAACUUGAGUCUGCCUUGAGUCUGCCCCGAGUCUACCUUGAGUCUGCCUCAAGUCUGCCCCGAGUCUACCUUGAGUCUGCCUUGAGUCUGCCUUGAGUCUACCUUGAGUCUGCCUUGAGUCUGCCUCGGGUCUAACUUGAGUCUGCCUUGAGUCUGCCCCGAGUCUACCUUGAGUCUGCCUUGAGUCUGCCCCGAGUCUACCUUGAGUCUGCCCCGAGUCUACCUUGAGUCUACCUUGAGUCUGCCCCGAGUCUACCUUGAGUCUACCUUGAGUCUACCUUGAGUCUGCCUCGAGUCUACCUUGAGUCUGCCUCGAGUCUACCUUGAGUCUACCUUGAGUCUGCCUCGGGUCUACCUUGAGUCUGCCCCGAGUCUACCUUGAGUCUACCUUGAGUCUGCCUCGGGUCUAACUUGAGUAUACCUCGAGUCUGCCUCAAGUCCACACUGACCUCUGUGGAGCAAAGUACGCUAGAGUAUGUGGGGUCCUUUAUUCUAACUUUACCAGGGCCUCUUCCACCUUACCUUAGGUUUGUCUCAAAGCAACUUGUUUUGAWACUGUUCCUUUAAGGUGCUUAAGGCCCCGCCCCCUCCAGCUCUUUCAAAAGCAAAGUGUAGAACAAGGGUUCAGGUUUUACCAGGCUACCCUACUCCCUGUAUGAAGUGUGUACUCAGUUUGUGCAGGUUACAAGCAUUAAAAAUAUGGAGAAUUGGAA
This is a messenger RNA of Austrofundulus limnaeus, 3112 nucleotides long. RefSeq names its product mitofusin-1. The record is from RefSeq and is a predicted model, not a curated record. Gene Ontology annotation, cellular component: mitochondrial outer membrane. Gene Ontology annotation, biological process: mitochondrial fusion; mitochondrion localization. Gene Ontology annotation, molecular function: GTPase activity; GTP binding. Lineage: Eukaryota; Metazoa; Chordata; Actinopteri; Cyprinodontiformes; Rivulidae.